AACGCAGCCGCAUCUUCCUCCUCAACCUGGGGUCUGUGGCGCAACCGGGUAGUCAUCGAGGUUGGGUUCGCGAGGGGUUCUCCCGCGUGCGGAACAUCUUAUCUCCCCACCACUCCAUCUAAAGCCACCUCGUGUAUAGAGCGAGGUCGCUCUCCUCUCACCAUAGACCAUCCUGGCGCAUCGGGCACCCUCCGCAGCCCUGUAGACUCCGAAUUAGACUUUGACUACGCCUAUACCGACCACGAAGCACUCGAGAUGGUCAGAGUGACCACCUAUGGUGUGGCCAAUGCAAAUGAGGGGAAUAGUCCUCAUGGAAUAGACAUAGAACGUGUUACCGACGGCUCUGGGGAAAACGAAGCACUGUUAGGAGGCGACUCGCACUCAAAGGCCCAUUCGAAGCUUGAGGGACAUGCGACACUGCAGAGCUCUAUUGGGAAUUUGGCGAACACAAUCAUCGGAAGUGGCAUGCUCACAUUUCCUUUGGCUCUUGCGUCUUCGGGUAUCAUUCCUGGCAUGAUUACAUGUCUUUUCUCCGGUGGAGUUGCAGCAUUUGGUCUUUACUUGCUCUCACUUUGUGCCGUCAAAGCUCCAAACCGCCGUGCUUCCUUCUUUGCUGUCGCUGAGUUGACUUUCCCUCGUGCUGCUGUAUUUUUCGAUGCUGCUAUUGCUAUCAAGUGUUUUGGCGUGUCCAUAAGUUACUUGAUUAUUAUCAAGUCGCUUAUGCCCAACGUUGUCGCAGCACUAUACCAUGAUCUCACCUCACCAGAUACCAAUCCACCAACUUGGGCGUUAUCCGGCCGUAACUGGAUAUCCAUCUUCAUGCUUGUACUGCUACCUCUGGCUUUUCUUCGUAGAAUAGACAGCCUACGGCACACGAGCUACAUUGCACUUUUUUCUGUCGCAUAUCUCGUAGUUAUCGUUGUUGUGUGUUAUUUCUUCCCCUUGGAAGGUACCACAGCGCUAGGCGAGAUUCACCUCAUUCAUUUUACACCAAACUUCAUUUCUACAUUCCCCGUACAAGUAUUUGCCUACACAUGUGCUCAGAAUCUUUUCCCUAUUUUCAACGAGAUAAACAACAACUCGCAGGAACGAAUGAAUAUCGUCGUCGGAACAUCCAUCGGCUCUGCGGCGCUGAUAUACGAGAUCAUUGCAGUGUUUGGCUAUUUGACCUUUGGUACAAAGGUCGGCGCCAAUAUAAUUGCCAUGUAUCCUUCAACAUCAUUGUUUAUCGCCUUUGGUCAACUUGCGAUUGCAGUUCUCGUCCUCUUCUCUUAUCCGCUGCAAGUACAUCCAUGUCGGAACUGCCUUGACAAGGUGUUUCAUGGUGGUCACGUCCCUCACAAGCAAGUGGUGGAGAGCGAUGAAGAUGAACACGACAUCGAAGCCGAAGACGAACAUGGCGGAAGUCAUGAUAUGAGCAAACUGAAGCACACUCUUCUCACCCUCGCCAUCGUCGCAAGUGGGUUCACCAUCGCGUAUUUUGUGGAUAACCUUCAGAUGGUACUGUCUUUCGUUGGUUCCACUGGGUCAACGACCAUUUCAUUUAUCCUGCCUGGUCUGUUUUAUUGGAAGUUGACACGUAACGACCCUAAUGCAAACAAGACUCUGAACAAGGCAUCUCUGGCCCUCGCGAUAUAUGGAAUGUUCAUUUUCACUUUCUGCUUGAGUUACAAUAUUUAUCAAGUGAUUAAUGUGGAACCGGCCAGUCCCAAUUAUGUAUAGCUUCUUGACUUUUAGGUUAUGUUGUCGAUAUAUUGUAUCAUUAAUCGUGAAUCUCUAUGAGCCUGAGCACC
Somion occarium is the source of this 1793-nucleotide messenger RNA. The record is from the annotation of a GenBank genome assembly. NCBI's taxonomy places the organism in Eukaryota, Fungi, Basidiomycota, Agaricomycetes, Polyporales, Cerrenaceae.